GCCCUCCGCGGACGGCGAGGAACCGCUCUCUCCAUCAUCAUCAUCAUCAUCAUCAUCAUCAUCGGCUGAAAAGUGCGAGCGGGGAGGGGUAAACACGAUGCCAGCCCGGGCCGCUCUCCGUCCGCCGCCGACAUGAACUCGGCGGCGGCCGCCUCCUCCGCCCGCAGCCGCAACAAGUCGCUCUCGCCAUGCGGAUCCACUGCAAAGUAGUUGCGAUCGCCGUGUGUUUCGGACUUUUCCUACUUCUCUACUUCUUCGGGGGCCACGGCGGCGCGGACGGUCCGCCGCCGCUGAGGCAAGUUGGAGGGGAUCGGGAUCGGGAGCCGGAGGAGGACGGCGGAUCCCCCCAUGCGCUCUCCGACUAUCCGGGAAGCGAUGCCGUGGCGAAGUUGGCCAGGAAACCCUCCGCCGGGCUCGGCGAGCGUGCGGGACGCAGAGAGGGCAAGGCGGUGGGAAGAGGGGCCGGCGUGAAGGCGAGGAGUAAAUUUCCAGGUAACGUGAUUCGACCUGUGACCAGGCGCAGGCGGGCUGAGGAGGUCAUGCACUUGGCGGUGGUGGCUUGUGGGACCCGUCUGGAGGAGACCCUCACUAUGCUCAAGUCGGCACUGUUGUUCAGUUUGAAGAAGAUCAAGUUUCACAUUUUUGCUGACGACCCCUUGGCCUCUCAGUUUGAAGAAAGGCUUAACCAGUGGCCUCACUCCGUCUCAGCCAGGUUCCAGCACAGCAUCUACCCCAUCUCCUUCUCUGUGGGCGACGCACAGGAGUGGAAGAAGCUGUUCAAGCCCUGUGCUGCUCAGAGACUCUUCCUCCCUGUAAUCCUGAAGGACGUGGACUCCUUGCUCUACGUGGACACCGACGUUCUGUUCCUGCGGCCCGUGGACGACAUCUGGAUGCUGCUGAAGUCCUUCAAUGACACCCAGCUGGCAGCCAUGGCUCCUGAGCACGAGGUGCCCAAGAUCGGCUGGUACAGCCGCUUCGCCCGGCACCCCUUCUACGGGGUCACGGGGGUCAACUCGGGCGUGAUGCUGAUGAACCUGACGAGGAUCCGCAGGACGGUGUUUAAGAGUAGCCUGAUUCCCGGUGGCCUGUCGUGGGAGGAUCUUCUCCAUCCACUUUACCAGAAGUACAAGAACCACAUCACCUGGGGAGACCAGGACCUCCUCAAUAUUAUCUUCCACUACAACCCAGAGAGUCUCUUUAUCUUUCCCUGCCAGUGGAACUACAGGCCUGACCACUGCAUGUAUGGGAGCAACUGUAAAGAAGCUGAAGAGGACGGGGUGUCCAUCCUCCACGGCAACCGGGGCGUUUACCACGACGACAAGCAGCCUGCCUUCAAAGUAGUCUAUGAUGCGAUACGGGACUUCCCCUUCGAGGACAACAUGUUCCAGUCGCUCUUCUAUCCCAUCCAGAACAAGUUCCUGGACACGGUCAACACUCUGUGCGGACGGAUUCCCCAGGUCUUCCUCAAGCAGAUAGAGAAGGCCAUGAGGAAGGUGUUUGAGGAGAAGGUGGUGCGCCACGGCAAGGUGCACAAAUGACCGAGGAGGAGAACCGGACUCCCCUGUGGAUUCUGAGCGGCGCCGGGAUAUUUUGGAUCAAACCGGAGGCUUUGGGUUGGUAGUGCUGGACACAUUAGACCUCCUGGAAUUGAGUUUCUUUACAAGACGAUGGAUGAUUUGGGGGGACGAACUGACAGUGCCUUGCAAAAGUAUUUGCAUCCCUUAAACUUUUUUCUUACAUUUUGCCACGUCACAGCCCCAAGCUUUUAGUGUGUUUCAUCGGGAUAGACCGGCACCAAGUAGCACACGAUUGUAAAGUGGCAACAAAAUUAUUAGUCGCAGUGAAGAGCGUCCCGGUAACAGCGGUUUUCAGGUCUCUCUACAGAUUUUCAAUUGGAUUUGGAUGUGAACUUUGACUGGGCCAUUUUAACACCUGCGUAUGCUUUGAUUUAAACCAUUCCACUGUAGCCCUGGAUGUAAAACCUUUGGUGUUUGCAGCUACAAACAUAUUUAAUGAAACAGUUUGUUGAAAUCUUUCUGAACAGCAAGAGCAAGUAUUUUUAUAUAGAAUGUUUUAUCAAUAAGUCCGCUAUAAUUCCUCUAGUUUUUACAAAAGAAUUACUUCCCCCAUCUUUCUGGUGCCAUAAAAUGUAGUUAUUGUUAACAGAUAGGUAAAACUCCACUUAGACUGACUUCCCCCCCUGUCAUUCAAUUCAAAUAUUGAAAUAUUAGACAUAUUGUUGGCCUCUGGAGAGACGCUACACUGCACCCCAGAACACCGGAUAAAAACCAAUUCAAAAGUUAUUACCUCAGUACAUUUAUGUACGCGUAAACAGUGUAACAACAGAAUGUGAAACUGUUCAAGGAGUGUGACUAUUUAUACAAGGCAUUGUGUGUGUAUACAAAGAAAAUGGAGCGCUAAUUAAUGAUGCAACCGAAUACUUUUGCCUUUUUUCAUCGUACAACUCUACGAUUGAGAGAACGUGUGAAAGAAGAACAAGAAUGUAUGAAUUAUUUUGUUCCGGGUAGAAAUGAUGAUGGUAGAGCACCCUAUCACUAGUGUCGAGGAAUGUUUUUAGGUAUCUCUUUGUUAAUUUUUGCGUUAUAAAAAUUUUAUACUAAAGCAUUAGUUCCAGACAUCUGAGUGUUUUUUGCAGCAAUUUUAAACACCAGCCUGUGGGAAUGAGAAUAAUCCAAAGUUUAUGGAUCUGUUCCGCUGGUGCCAGAUGCCACUAUCAGUAUUAAGCAGCGUACAGCAAAUUAAAUAUUCAUUUUUCAUGUCGAUUACAGAUUGUGAAGAUGCACUUUGUGAUAUUAGGACUGGGUGUGUUGUCUGAUUUUAUUUUUGUGUUUAAGUGAAUGUCUAUACUUUAAGCAACUUUGCUCGACUAAGUCAAACCAAAUGUGCAAGUUUUUUUUUUUUUCAAUGGGAACUUAGUGUGGUUCAUAAUGUGCCAUAUAAAUGUUAUUGUGUGCCAUGUUUACUAUCAGAGAAUUGUGUGUGUGUGCGCGUGUGUGUGUGCGCGCAUGUGUAUGUAUCAUCUUGAGGGUCUGUUAUGUCCCUCAGCGUUGUUUUUUUAUGUGCUGUAAUGGUGUCAGCAUAUCUCAACUUUGAAACCUAAAAUGACAGGAUGGUCAACAUCUUUCUAAAUAAAACAUGUUUUGAAGUUA
Messenger RNA from Fundulus heteroclitus (mummichog), 3170 nucleotides. RefSeq names its product glucoside xylosyltransferase 2 (gene gxylt2). The record is from RefSeq and is a predicted model, not a curated record. Bases 189 to 1538 code for a protein of 449 amino acids. Lineage: Eukaryota; Metazoa; Chordata; Actinopteri; Cyprinodontiformes; Fundulidae. The transcript is spliced from 7 exons. Gene Ontology annotation, biological process: protein O-linked glycosylation via N-acetylgalactosamine. Gene Ontology annotation, molecular function: UDP-xylosyltransferase activity.